Diospyros lotus (date-plum) is the source of this 2524-nucleotide messenger RNA. Its product is annotated as serine/threonine/tyrosine-protein kinase HT1. The coding region runs from base 683 to 1822 and encodes 379 amino acids. Gene Ontology annotation, molecular function: protein kinase activity; ATP binding. Gene Ontology annotation, biological process: protein phosphorylation. The record is from RefSeq and is a predicted model, not a curated record. The transcript has 3 exons. Lineage: Eukaryota; Viridiplantae; Streptophyta; Magnoliopsida; Ericales; Ebenaceae.
UCCAUAUAAUAUGUUCAAAUGAUUUUGCAUCACAGAUCGAUAGAUAGAACUUUGAAAUAACAUGCAUUACAAUGAAUUAAUGUGCAUGGAUGCUGCAUAUACAUCAAUACAUGUCCAAAUUCCAAAGUCUCCGAGUGCUCUAUCCACUGAACUUUUCCUCAUUUGCAUUGAAUGAUGCAAAAUGAAACAAGAGGAGGGCUUUGAUUCGGUCGAGAAAGAAACCUCAUGCCCUCCUCCUCCCUCUCUCCCUCGCUAUCUGACUUUCAGCUUCACUUUUUAGCCAUGCAAUCACGGGUUACCUCUGAAAACUCUGCUCUGAGUUCAUCUUUCAGCUGCCAAACAACCUACUCUUCUUGAUUGAUGAUAUUGGAAAGAGCCGUGAAGCAAGCUCUGCCUUGUCUUUCUGGUAAAUCUGCAUUUUUUAUGAAUUUGCCCUUCAUUUGGUUUCAUCUUUUAACACUGGGAAACUUCUCAAAUGGAGUGCUUCCAUUUGUUUUUUCUCUCUAGAUUUUGAUGGGUUCCUCUUGUUUUUCCCAGUGUUUUAAGCAAUACAUGAAAAACCAUUUCUUAAUCCCUCUUUACUUCAGAACCACCCAUGUUUCUGAAUCAGUUCAUGCACUUCCUUAAAUCAAAUCACACAUUCAGGAGGAGGACCCCUUUUGCUUGUGUUUUCUGAAGCUCAAUGAUGCACAGAAUUUCAAUGGCGGGCUCGUGUUUCAGCCCAUUUCGGCUUAGAAAAUCCAAGGGAAAACCGUUUUCAGUGCCUUCCUCUUCGAUAUCUAAAAUAGACUCUGACUUGGAGAGCAUGGAAAGGAAGAGAUUUGACAGUUUGGAGUCAUGGUCGAUGAUAUUGGAAUCUGACAACGUUGAAACUUGGGAGGCAUCAAAAGAAGAUCAAGAGGAAUGGACGGCGGAUCUUUCGCAGCUGUUCAUUGGCAACAAGUUUGCUUCAGGAGCACAUAGUCGGAUCUACAGAGGAAUUUACAAGCAGAGGGCAGUUGCAGUGAAAAUGGUGAGGAUUCCAACCCACAAGGAGGAGACCAGAAUUUUGCUGGAACAGCAAUUCAAGUCUGAAGUUGCCUUGCUUUCACGACUCUAUCAUCCCAACAUAGUGCAGUUCAUUGCAGCCUGCAAAAAGCCUCCAGUGUACUGCAUCAUAACAGAAUACAUGUCACAAGGAAAUCUAAGGAUGUAUCUCAACAAGAAAGAACCAUACUCGCUUUCAAUUGAAACAAUUUUGAGGUUAGCCCUUGACAUAUCUCGAGGAAUGGAGUACCUUCAUUCACAGGGGGUGAUCCACAGAGACCUUAAAUCAAAUAACUUGCUUCUAAAUGAUGAGAUGCGUGUUAAGGUUGCAGAUUUUGGCACAUCAUGCCUAGAAACACAAUGCAAAGAAUCGAAAGGAAACAAGGGAACUUACCGUUGGAUGGCCCCCGAGAUGAUCAAGGAGAAACCUUACACACGUAAGGUCGAUGUGUAUAGUUUCGGGAUUGUGCUGUGGGAGCUCACUACAGCUUUGCUUCCAUUUGAAGGAAUGACUCCUGUGCAGGCUGCAUUUGCUGUGGCUGACAAGAAUGAACGGCCGCCACUACCUGCUAGUUGUCAGCCUGCACUCGCGCACCUCAUAAAACGCUGUUGGGCAGCAAACCCCUCGAAGCGACCAGAUUUUAGCUACAUUGUGUCUACUCUGGAGAAGUACGAUGAGUGUGUGAAGGAAGGCCUCCCACUUCCUGCUCAUUCGGUGCUGGUUAGCCGUAAUGUCAUUCUUGAGCGCUUGAAAGGCUGCGUUUCCAUGAGCUCUUCCAUACCUGUACAUGCAUGACAGCCGAUGUACCUUCCAUAGGUUAGUCAGUUAAAGAUAUGCUGUACAUAUUUCAUGUUCUUUUUUCCAUGUCUGGUCGAGAAGAAGAUGUCUGAAAGAGUGUUUGGCAUGUCUAGCCCUCUCUUUCAAUUCACUUCUAUUCAAUUGCAUGCCCAUGCCACGCCAGUGUCGUCUAAUGAAAGCCGAGUAGGCUUGGGAUGACGUACCUUUGUGGACACCCACUACAGUGUCUGUUUUCGUGACAAAAAAUUUAACUCGAAUCUGAUCCAUCAAUAAUUGUGUUAGAAAAGAAUUCGAACCUGAAAACCCAAGGUAGCUCACCUCCCCAGGCCAACCCCGUGGGAGAAGGCUGAGUAGACUUGGAUGGUAGGGACGUGGGUCCUCCAUGUCCACGCCAACAGUCAAUCAAAGUUCUGGCCAUCGACAGACAGUUAUCUCGAGUUGAUGAGCCCAGGGACGAACUCUCACUCUCUGCUGGCAAUCACUUGGUGUCAAAUUUAGCAACUACCAUCUUCUUCAGGUUUCUAUUUUAGACUCGAAACAAUUAAUGUACAGAUAUGGAUGAUGCAUAUAUAGGGUUUGUUGUUAACAUGGUUCUAAUUGAUACCCAUUACAAAUGGUACAUGUUUCAUCUGUAUAUAUAUUGGGGUUUCUGGGAAUUAAAACUUGUACAAUGUUGUCUAAACCAUGGAUCAGAGAGGC